AUGAUCGGCAUGAAAUUGGAACGGGAUGAGAUAUUGAGCACGAGCCCAUUGUUUUUCGUACUGUCGACCCUUUGGGUAUGUGAACAUAACCAAGUGUGCGACAAGUUGUCAUGGAAGUCAAAGUUGUGGACGGACGAAAAACUGUACACCACGGCUAGAAAGAUUGUAACCGGUCAAAUGAUGACCAUCAUGAUGAACGAAAUCCUAAAUGUGGAACUCAGACCGGAAGUGUACCACCAUCGAAUGGAAAACAUCUGUGGUUCCAACACGCCAGUUGAACUGUAUAUUUUGACGAUGGCUAUAUGUCUGUAUCAAGUAAUAAAAGAAAAUAUUGCAGAAGUAUUGCAGGUCAUAUCAAACCACGAUUUUCAAAAUUAUUAUAAUUAUAGAAGUUGA
This is a messenger RNA of Macrosiphum euphorbiae (potato aphid), 396 nucleotides long. The record is from the annotation of a GenBank genome assembly. NCBI's taxonomy places the organism in Eukaryota, Metazoa, Arthropoda, Insecta, Hemiptera, Aphididae.